AAGAAAGUGAUCGAAUCCAGCUGCUCUUCUUUUCCAUUGUCCGCUCAUCACACUCACUUAGCGCUCUUUAUUCUGAUCCCGCAUUCUUUGCGAGAGCUUGAUCUUGAAUUGCGAGAGGAGGAGCUGUCACUCGGCCAGUCAGUUACUGAGGUUCCGUUGACAUUCACACAUGGAAGUGACGCUCGGCAGAAAUGCAUCUGAAAUGGAAUCUGGCCUUGGCCUUGCUAGCGGUUCUUUGUCUGGACCUGGGAUUCGGAUCGGAGCUCCACUUUGAUGGUGUUUCGGGGCCAGACAUGGGUAUCCAGUUGGCUGGCCACAUGGCGCCCAAUACUCCCCUUAAGAUUCAGGAGGAAGCUGCUCUGGCGGUUAUCAGUAGAGUGGUCGGCAAACGCUCCUCUCAAUUGUUUCAGGUGCAAGUCAAUAAGCGAAUGGAAUUACGGAGCUUUAAGAUUAGCAUGUUGGACGAUGGUCGAAUUUUGCUGGAGGGUUGGGAUGGCGUGUCCGUGUGCAAGGCCUUCCAUCACUACCUGAAGUACGUGCUCAGCAAGGACGUGGACUGGUUCAAGAUGCGCAUCGAGUUGCCCGACAACAUUCAGCUGCAAAAUGUGUCUAUCGAAUCCAAAUCGGCCAGUCCGAUCAUCUAUCACCAGAACGUGUGCACCUGGAGCUACAGCUUCGCCUGGUGGAGCUUCGAGCAGUGGCGCCGGCAUCUGGAUUGGAUGGUCCUGAUGGGCAUCAGUUUGACCAUCGCCCCGAUUCAGGAAGCCAUCUGGGUGGAGGUCUACACGGAGAUGGGUCUCAGUCGGCAGGAGAUCGAUGAACAUUUGGCAGGUCCGGCUUUUCAAGCCUGGCAGCGAAUGGGUAACAUUCGUGGCUGGGCGGGACCUAUGACGCCGCAGUGGCGACGACAGCAACUGCUCCUGCAGCAGGAGAUCCUGGCUGCCCAGCGAAACUUGGGCAUGAGUGUGGCCCUGCCCGCCUUUGCUGGUCAUGUGCCCCGAGCUCUGAAGCGCCUGCAUCCGAACUCCACUUUCAUGGAGGUUCAGCGGUGGAAUCAGUUCCCCGAUCGCUAUUGCUGCGGAUUGUUUGUGGAACCCACGGAGCCACUUUUCAGCCAGAUAGCCGAGAACUUCCUCAGUCGAGUGGUGUCCACGUACGGAUCCAACCACAUCUUCUUCUGCGAUCCCUUCAAUGAACUGGAGCCACCGGUGGCGACACCCGAUUACAUGAGAUCCACGGCGGCAGCGAUUUAUGAAUCCAUGAGAGCUAUUGAUCCCCAGGCCAUUUGGCUGCUGCAAGGUUGGAUGUUCGUGAAGAAUCCCUUCUGGACCGAGGACAUGGCAAAGGCUUUCCUUACGGCGGUUUCCCGAGGAAGGAUACUGGUGCUCGAUCUCCAGAGCGAACAGUUUCCGCAGUACGAGCUGACCCACUCCUAUUUUGGACAGCCUUUUGUGUGGUGCAUGCUGCACAAUUUCGGUGGAACUCUCGGCAUGUUUGGAUCCGCCAAGCUGAUCAAUUCUGGAAUCGAAGCGGCUCGUCGAAUGCCCAACAGCAGUUUGGUGGGCACUGGAGUAACUCCCGAAGGCAUUGGCCAGAACUAUGUGAUGUACUCCUUGACUUUGGAGCGCGGUUGGAGUGAUUCACCCUUGGAUUUGGAAGAUUGGUUCAGGCAUUUCGCCUAUACGCGUUAUGGCGUCAAGGAUGACCGAUUGGAGAAAGCUUGGUUACUGCUGAAGAACAGUGUAUACUCCUUUCAUGGGCUACAAAAAAUGCGGGGUCAAUAUGUGGUGACGCGAAGGCCAUCAUUCAACCAGGAUCCCUUCACUUGGUACAAUGCCAGCGACACUCUAGAUGCCUGGCAUCUUUUGCUCUCCUCCAGAGCCAUUAUCCCACUGGAGGAUGAUAGAUACGACAUUUAUGAGCACGAUUUGGUGGACAUAACCAGACAGUUUCUGCAAAUCACUGCCGAUCAACUGUACAUCAAUUUAAGGUCGGCCUACAGGAAGCGGCAGGUUCCCCGAUUUGAAUUCCUCAGCUCCAAGUUGUUAAAGCUAUUUGAGGAUAUGGAGAUGAUCCUGGGCAGCAGCAGGAACUUCCUGCUUGGCAAUUGGCUAGAGCAGGCAAAGCGAGCGGCACCAAAUGCUGAGGACCAAAGGAACUUUGAAUUUAAUGCCAGGAAUCAAAUUACCGCUUGGGGCCCUGACGGUCAAAUCUUGGAUUAUGCCUGUAAACAAUGGUCAGGAUUGGUGAGGGAUUACUACACUCCUCGGUGGAACCUGUUUUUGGAAGAUGUCAAUGUGGCUCUACACUCGCAGCGACCCUUCAAUGGCACCGCUUUCAAACAAAAAGUGUCGCAGAGAAUUGAAUUACCUUUUAGCAACAGGACCGACAUUUAUCCUGUGGAGCCAAUUGGCAAUACUUGGUUGAUUUCACAAAACAUUUACGAGACCUGGAAGGCCUUCUUGGAGGACUCGCAAUUUCUACACAGCAAUCGUUUGCCAGUGCCACGAAAAAUGGGUCAAAAAUAAUUAUUUUAUUUAUUCCAAUCACCUAUAUGACUGCCAACUGCAAUAAAUCAUUUAAAAUUGAUGUAAGCUUGAGUUUGAAUAAUACGAAUAAAAGAUUAUUUUUUAAAAAACAAA
Drosophila ficusphila is the source of this 2642-nucleotide messenger RNA. RefSeq names its product alpha-N-acetylglucosaminidase (gene Naglu). The transcript is spliced from 2 exons. The record is from RefSeq and is a predicted model, not a curated record. The coding region runs from base 192 to 2528 and encodes 778 amino acids. NCBI's taxonomy places the organism in Eukaryota, Metazoa, Arthropoda, Insecta, Diptera, Drosophilidae.